AUGCACUUUGUUAUCUUAAUUUUAGUCUGGGUUCGUGCCGACAGUAUAGAAGAUCUUGCUGGUCCUUUGUUCAUUACCCAUCCCAGUGACCCACCCAUCAGCUUUACCGUGGAUGAAGACGAUCGCUUUCUUGCUUACCCAUUACCCGGCCUUUAUGAUAGUCCCGAAUCACCACCAGAGCCCACUAUUAUGCAACAAGUGUUUAUCGGUUCUCGUAUCAUCGGAUCUAGUGAUGGAUUUUCCUUCAAGUCAUGCAACGGCAAAUAUAUCAGUAGCGAUAAGUUUGGAGUCGUUACAUGUCAGAGUGAAGCAAUUGGUGGCCAGGAAGAAUGGAAACCUGUUUUGACAGACGCAGGCAUAGCAUUUGAAAAUGUUUACAAGAAAUAUUUGAUGAUUGACGAAGUUGCAGGAGGGGGUGUUAGAAUUCGUGCUGAUGCAGAUGAUGUGGGUUAUUGUGAAACUUUUAGAGUAUAUUGCCAAGCCAGGUUCAAGUAUAAGCCAAAAACAAAGAAGAAGGAUAAAGGCGAAAAUAUAGGUUCGGAAAUAGGCAAAAAAUUUCAAUCGUAUGGUCGCAAUAUUAUACGUUCCGAGUCUGAUAAACGUGAUUUGAAAAAAGCCAGGACAGAAGGUCGUCUUGCUGAAGCCUUAUUAGAUAAAAGAGAAAAGGCGAAAUCUGACAGAUAUUGUAAAUAA
Messenger RNA from Mycotypha africana, 693 nucleotides. RefSeq names its product FRG1-like family-domain-containing protein. The record is from RefSeq and is a predicted model, not a curated record. Gene Ontology annotation, cellular component: nucleolus; catalytic step 2 spliceosome; striated muscle dense body. Gene Ontology annotation, molecular function: actin filament binding. Bases 1 to 693 code for a protein of 230 amino acids. The transcript has 2 exons. Lineage: Eukaryota; Fungi; Mucoromycota; Mucoromycetes; Mucorales; Mycotyphaceae.